This is a messenger RNA of Cataglyphis hispanica, 2892 nucleotides long. Its product is annotated as protein claret segregational-like. Gene Ontology annotation, molecular function: ATP binding; microtubule binding; microtubule motor activity. Lineage: Eukaryota; Metazoa; Arthropoda; Insecta; Hymenoptera; Formicidae. The transcript has 5 exons. The coding region runs from base 233 to 2230 and encodes 665 amino acids. Gene Ontology annotation, biological process: microtubule-based movement. The record is from RefSeq and is a predicted model, not a curated record.
AUUGGUCGAUUUAUCAAAUACGGUUAAAUUCAAAAAAAGCAUAUGCUGUUAAUUGUUAACGGUCGAAACUUUAGAAGAUCAAAGUGUGCUUCUAUUACAUGUUUCUUGACACGCAUUUUACAUUUCUUUUGUGAUUGUGAAAAUUUUUGUCUUUCUUUUUUUACGAUAUGGUUAAAUUUAACUUAAAAAAAAAUUGAUGUUAGCUAUUAACCGUUAAGAGGAUCAAAGCAUCAUGGAAUCUCGUUUACCAAGACCAAAAUUUGUAUUAAAGAAAGCAAUUUCUGCAGUGGAUAUACAUACUAAAAGUACAAAUGACAAAACGGUGGCUAAUGAGGUAAAUAGUAUCUCAACAUCAAAAUCAGUAUCAACUGUAAAAUCAGAACCAACAAAAUCUGUUACUACCACAAAAUCUAUAAAAGAGAAUAAACCACCAGUUACUCUAGUUCGUGCAAAAACAUUAUCCACAAUCACAAAUAAUAUAAAUGCUGUAAAAAGAGCAGGUACGACCAUAACACAUGGGGAAUCAAAGAAACCAUUUCUCAAACCUGUUACAAAAGCAAUAGCAAAUAAACCAAAUAACAAAACAUUGAUGACUAAUAAUACAGCAAAUAAAACGAGCAAGGUAUUACAAAACAAUACAGAUAACAAAUUAAAAAGAUGGGAUCUGCGAGGUCGCUUGGCACAAACGAGUGAUAAAUUAUCAGUUGCAGAACAAAAAAGUAAGGAUAUAGAAUCAAAGUAUAAUGCCCUGCAAGAAUUGGUAAAUAGUUUAAAAACUAGUGAGGCUGCAUGCAAAACUAAAGCAGAAAAACUUGAGGAUUCGAACAAUAUUUUAACUAGUGAAGUUCAAACUUUAACAAUAGAAAAAUCUAUGAUGCAAAAACAUCAAGAAGAUUUAGUAAAACGAUUAAAAGAGUCAGAAGAAUCGUGCACAAGCAUUACUUGCAUGUUGAAUGAAUGUAAAGAGAAAUGUAAAACACAAGAGGCACUGAUUUCAAAACAAACAACACAAUUGACAACUUUGACAACUGAGUUGGAAUUACAAAAACAGGUAAAUGAAUAUCUGUGUAAUUUCAAAGAACAAUUACAAGCAUUAACAUAUGAAAUGGACAAAAAAUGUAGAGUGCUACACAAUAAUAUACAAGAAUUAAAGGGGAAUAUUAGAGUAUUCUGCAGAGUUCGUCCAAGGACUUCAAGGGAAGUUGAACAGAUGAAAGCAUUGUGUAGCAUCAAUUAUAUAGAUGACUGUACUAUUGAAGUAGGCAAAUUAGAUAGAUCAGAUGCAAUAAGUUGUAGUGGAAAACAAAGAGGAACAAAGCAAGAGUUUUCAUUUGAUAAAGUGUUCACUCAUAAAGCGUCGCAAGAAGAUAUAUUUGAAGAGUUAUCCCUUUUAGUACAAUCGGCUCUUGAGGGAUAUAAUGUUUGUGUAUUUGCUUAUGGCCAGACUGGUUCUGGCAAAACAUACACUAUGGAAGGAGAAAUGCAAGGUGAAGAGGAAAUUAAAGAGUCUGAAGGCAUGAUACCUAGAACAGUACGUCAUAUAUUCAAAGAAAUGAAACAGUUUGAACUUCUUGGUUGGAAGUAUCAAGUAAAAGCAAGUUUUUUGGAAAUUUACAAUGAACAUAUCAUUGAUCUUCUUGAUUCACAACUAAAAACGCACGAGAUACGAAUGGUGGAUAGCAAAGGUCAGGAUUUAUAUGUCAGUAAUCUUCGGAUAGAAGAAAUAUACAGUCCAGAAGAAUUGCAUGAAUGUCUUAAAACUGCACAACGCAAUCGAGCUGUUGCCGCUACUAAGGCAAAUGAGCGAUCAUCCAGGUCACAUUCAGUAACGAGAAUACAAUUGAUUGGUACACACAGUAAAAAACAGCAGGUAUCGAUAGGAAAUUUAAAUUUAGUUGACUUAGCUGGAUCUGAACGUUUGAAAAGCGAGGAAGUUGCCAGAACUACAGAAACGAAAAAUAUCAAUAGAUCAUUAGCAAAUCUUGGUAAUGUUAUUUUAGCUCUUUUAAAAAAACAAGAACAUAUUCCAUAUAGAAAUUCUAAAUUGACCCAUUUGCUUAUGCCUUCUUUGGGAGGCAAUUCAAAAACUUUAAUGUUGUUAAAUAUAUCGCCAUUAGAUGAAUGUUAUAACGAGACAUUAAAUUCGUUGAGAUUUGCUAGCAAUGUCAAUAAUUGCAAGACUGGAAAUAUUAAACGAAGCCGAAUGCUUUUACAGAAUAUAUCAAACUGAAUUUUAAAACGUUAGUUUUGGUUAAAGAAUAGUUUAGUUGUGCAUUUUUUAUUUUCAAUUUAAAUUUUUACAUAAUUGACAUCUAUAACUAUGAUUGACAUUUUUUCUUACUAUUACAAUUAUUAUGAUUAAUGUAAAAUAAUUUAAGGAAAAAAUAUAUAUGUAUGCAUUCUUCUAUGAAAGAAAUUAGUGGCAAAAUGACAAUAAAAUGCCAAUAAAAUGCCAUCUUAUAUAAAACACAAUGUAUAACAAUAAUUAAAUAAAUGACAUUUAUAUAUAACUAAACAUUUAUAAAUUGUAUAUUGAAACUGUUUGAAUAAACAAAUGUUAUAGAAAUUUGCUGCAAUUUUUUGGCUUUUGCACUCAAGAUGCUUGCCGCACUGCAAAAUGCAACGUAACGGCGCUAAUCAACAGUUACAACUUUUUGAUUGGCUACCAUAUCGCUUCUUGUUGCGCAGCAAACAUUUACUGCGUCCUGUGUGCAGGAACCAUCUUUCUUUUUUAUUUAUAUUAUAUCAUAAUUGAUACUUAUUGUCUAUAUUAGGAUAAUAAUUCAUAUUUCCCUAAUAUCUAAUAACAUUAUACAAUAAUCUAGUAUCUUGUUAUAUAUACUUGCUUUAUACAAAAUCUUUAUAUAACUAUAAAACUAUGUAUAUAGUAUA